AUGUCCCUCUCGCGCGUUUCCCGCACUCUCCCCCGUGUUGCGCGCUUGGCGCGCGGCUACGCCUGCACCUCGGGCCUCACCGCCAACACUGCAUACACUGCCGUUACCCACCCGGACAACUCGGCUCCCGAGGCUACCCAGGAAUUGAUCAAGGAGCACUCGUCGUACCUCCUCAACACGUACGCGCGCCCCCAGAUCCUCUUCACCAAGGGCAAGGGUGCCAACCUGACCGACUCGGCCGGUCGCGAGUACCUCGACUUUUCGGCCGGUAUCGCGGUGACUGCUUUGGGUCACUCGGAUGCCCAGCUCAACGCUGUUCAGGCCGCGCAGGCUGAAAAGCUCUCGCACGUCUCCAACGUCUACUGGAACGAGCACGCCGGCGCGCUCGCCAAGGACCUCGUCGAGGGCACCCGUGCUGCUGGUGGUCUCGGCCUUGCAAAGUCGGGCGGUCCCGGUGCCAAGGUCUUCUUCUCCAACUCGGGUACUGAGGCCAACGAGGGUGCGCUCAAGUUUGCCCGCAAGUACGGCAAGGAUGUUGGCGGCGAGAACAAGACUGGCAUUGUCUGCUUUACCAACGCGUUCCACGGUCGCUCCAUGGGCGCCCUGUCGUGCACCCCCAACCCCAAGUACCAGGCUCCCUUUGCUCCCUUAAUCCCCAACGUGCGUGUGGGCGAGUACAACAACGCCGAUGCCGCCGUGAUUGCCGAGCUCGUCAACGAGAACACUUGCGGUGUUAUCAUUGAGCCCGUCCAGGGUGAGGGUGGUGUCGGCACCGCGUCGGUCGAGUUCCUCACUGCUCUCGCCAAGCGCUGCCGCGAGGUCAACGCCGUCCUCAUCUACGACGAGAUCCAGUGCGGUCUCUUCCGCACGGGCACCAUGUGGGCUCACUCGGAGCUGCCCGUCGAGGCCCAGCCCGACGUUGUCACCAUGGCCAAGCCCCUCGCCAACGGCUUCCCCAUCGGCGCCAUCCUUGUCCGCGAGAACGUUGCCGAUGUCAUCGGCGUCGGCGCCCACGGCACCACUUUCGGUGGCCAGCCCCUCGCCUGCGCUCUGGGCCGUCACGUCCUCGGCCGCAUCUCUGCUCCCGAGUUUGGUGCCCACCUCGCCGACUCGGCCGCCCACCUCGACACCUUGAUCGCCCGCCUCCCCAAGCUCUUCCCCCAGUUCAUCAAGGAGGAGACCCGCGGCCGUGGUCUGAUCCGUGGUAUCCCCUUCAAGAACGAGAAGCAGCCCGGAGAGGUCGUCCGCAUGGCCCGUGAGCGCGGUGUCCUCCUCCUCACUGCUGGUUCGGACGCUGUCCGUCUCAUCCCCCCUCUCACCAUCACCAAGGAGCAGUGUGACCAGGCCGUCGCCGUCAUCGAGUCGGUCCUCACUGUCAUGGACAAGGAGGGCAAGUGGUAA
This is a messenger RNA of Apiotrichum porosum, 1401 nucleotides long. It is a transcript of the gene ARG8, whose product is annotated as acetylornithine aminotransferase. Gene Ontology annotation, cellular component: mitochondrial matrix. Gene Ontology annotation, molecular function: transaminase activity; identical protein binding; pyridoxal phosphate binding. Gene Ontology annotation, biological process: arginine metabolic process. The coding region runs from base 1 to 1401 and encodes 466 amino acids. Lineage: Eukaryota; Fungi; Basidiomycota; Tremellomycetes; Trichosporonales; Trichosporonaceae. The record is from RefSeq and is a predicted model, not a curated record. The transcript has 2 exons.